UUGAGACAGUUGUGCAUCAAGGAGCAGAACAAAAGGCAAAGCACCAGCAAGCAGUGUGAAACCAAAAAAAAAGCAUUUGGUGUCGUCUCUGAAAUGCUUAUCUCUCUCAUUCGCUCCCUUCAACCGCCACCUGUUCAAUGUAGUAAAGACACACAUAUAUAUGUGCAUUUACUUAUAUUUAUACACAGAGAGAAAGAUCAAGUGCAAAUCUCUUUUUUAUUUUAAAUUUCAGGAGAAAGGAAGAAAAGGAGCAAAGAGAAUUCAAACCUAUGAAGAAGAAGUCGGUGGCGGCGAUGGCUAUGGCGGCGACCGCCGGAAUGUCUGUGAGAAACGUGCUGUGGUUGUGGUGGAAGUUGUUGGUUCUGGUUUCUCUUACUAUUUGUGUGUUGGCUUUUCUCAAGCUCCAAAACUACUCUCUUUCCGAUUCGGAAUUUUCUUCUUCUACUUCUUCAAUUUCUAGUAGAUCUCGAGCUGUUGAUUAUACUGGCAAUCCCAAAGUUGCUUUCCUCUUUCUAGUGCGUAGGAAUUUGCCUCUCGAUUUCCUUUGGGGAAAUUUCUUUGAGAAUGCUGACACUGGUAAUUUUUCCAUAUAUGUACAUUCGGAGCCUGGUUUUGUUUUUGAUGAGUCUACAACAAGAUCGACUUUCUUUUAUAAUCGCCAAUUGACAAAUAGCAUCAAGGUAGCUUGGGGAGAAUCAAGUAUGAUCCAAGCAGAGAAAUUAUUACUUGGCACAGCGCUUGAUGAUCCAGCAAAUCAAAGAUUUGUUCUCUUGUCGGACAGCUGUGUCCCACUGUACAACUUUAGCUUCAUAUACAACUACUUGAUGGCUUCUCCAAGGAGCUUUGUGGACAGUUUUCUUGAUAAAAAGGAUGUCCGCUACAACCCAAGGAUGUCACCCUAUAUACCAAUGAGCAAAUGGCGAAAAGGGUCACAGUGGAUCACUUUAAUAAGGAAGCAUGCAGAAGUGGUGGCAGAUGAUGAUGCUGUGUUUCCAGUCUUCAAGAUGUUCUGCAAGAGACGUCCACCGCUGGAAGCCAGUAAGGGAAAAAAGAAUAUAAAACUUCAAAAGCAGCACAACUGCAUUCCAGAUGAACACUAUGUGCAGACAUUGUUGGCGAUACAUGGGUUUGAAGGAGAACUUGAACGUAGAACGAUAACCUAUACAGAGUGGAAUGAAUCUGUGACAAAUAUGGAGAAAAAGGGUUGGCAUCCCAUAACAUUUAGCUAUGCAAAUGCUGGGCCUGUACAGAUCAAGAGAAUAAAGGAUAUCCGCAAUGUUUACUAUGAAAGCGAGUACAGGACAGAGUGGUGUCGGAAUAAUUCUACGCUAGCCCCCUGUUUUCUGAUUGCAAGGAAAUUCUCACGAGGGGCUGCAAUGCGCCUCUUGAGUGAAGGAAUAGUUUCUCCAUUCGACGCCUCCUCUAUAAUGAAUUUGACACCAUGAUAU
This is a messenger RNA of Solanum verrucosum, 1448 nucleotides long. RefSeq names its product glycosyltransferase BC10-like. The record is from RefSeq and is a predicted model, not a curated record. The transcript is spliced from 10 exons. Gene Ontology annotation, cellular component: membrane. Bases 270 to 1445 code for a protein of 391 amino acids. NCBI's taxonomy places the organism in Eukaryota, Viridiplantae, Streptophyta, Magnoliopsida, Solanales, Solanaceae. Gene Ontology annotation, molecular function: glycosyltransferase activity.